Messenger RNA from Elaeis guineensis (African oil palm), 1841 nucleotides. Its product is annotated as cyclin-T1-3. Gene Ontology annotation, biological process: regulation of transcription by RNA polymerase II. The record is from RefSeq and is a predicted model, not a curated record. NCBI's taxonomy places the organism in Eukaryota, Viridiplantae, Streptophyta, Magnoliopsida, Arecales, Arecaceae. Gene Ontology annotation, molecular function: cyclin-dependent protein serine/threonine kinase regulator activity.
AAGGGAAACAGGCUUCCUUCUCACUUUCUUCCCUCCUUCCAUCUCCCUCCUUAGGAUUUGAACUCUUCUUGAUUUACCCCUGCUAAUCACCUGUUCUCGAUCUCUAGUCUCUACCGCCGUCCUUGCGUCCUCGACGAAGGGCUUUUCGCAGUGGAAGUCCAAAGGAAUUACCUCUUGUGUGAUUGUACAUUGCGAUCUGUUAAAAAGAGAGUCCUGGAAGUUUUCUUAUCAGGGGAAUCUUCAUAUCAUGAAAUGGCACAAAGUGGACCAUGCAAUUUUUCUUAUGUCAGGCUGGAUGGCCAUGAAUGUAGGUCUAUUCGAUAUUUUUUGCGGAAGGAAACUGAAGAAAUGUCUCCUUCUUGGAGAGAUGGCAUUGAUCUAAAGAAAGAGAGAUCAGUUCAUGCAUCAUAUUGCAGAUUUUUGCAGGAAUUAGGCAUGCGGCUGAUAGUACCUCAGACAACAAUUGCGGUUGCAAUGUUAUUUUGUCAUCGGUUUUUCCUUCAACAGUUCCAUGCCAAGAAUGAUAUGAAUACUAUAGCAACAGCCUGCAUGUUGGUUGCAGCAAAAGUUAUGGAAUCUUUUCACCUAUUGAGGCAUAUCAUUCCUGUUGCCUAUGAAAUCAUCCAUAAAGAUGAUUGUUUGGCUUCACAGAAAAUCAAGCAGAAGGAAGCAUAUCAGCAGCAAAUGCCACUCAUUCUGCUUGCGGAGAGCGUUGUUCUUGUUACACUUGCAUUUAAUUUUUCAGUGGACCUUCCUUAUACACCUCUGGGUGAAGCAAUAAAUAAAGUCGAGGGUUCAGAUAAAAUUUUUAGACAAGCUGCGUGGAAUUUUGUGAAUGAUGCGCUGCAAACAUCACGUUGCCUGCAGUACGACCACCAGUACAUAGCGGGGGGUGCCUUCCUUCUUGCUGCUAAGUUUGCUAAAGCGAAGCUCCCAUCUGAGGGCGAGUUCUGGUUGCGACAAUUUAAUAUCACUCCACAGCAGUUGAAAGAAAUUACCCAUCAAAUGAUGGAGAUGUAUGAUGUAAGGGAUCCUCCUGAGAUUGCAUGUGAAGGAAGCUCGAGAAGUAGGCAUGAUCCUCCUACAACAAGUAGUCAAACUGUAGGUGCGAACUUGGUAUUGGGCAGUGAACAUUCUCAAGCAGUCGGGUUGGCUGAUGCUGAAACUCAUUCUCCACUGCCUGCUUAGGAGCGGAUUGCCUGAUGCAUAGCAAGCAGAUUGAAUCAUAGAGAAGCAUAUUAGAAUAAAUAUAAGGAUCGUUGCAGACAAGAGUUAGAUCCGUCACGUGAGGAUAUCAUAACAGAGCUCCUCAGUUAAAGAGGACUCCGAUGUGUACAGUCCGAGGAGUUCCACAGUCAGUCAAGACGGACCUCGAUUCUUUCCUGGGGCGCCAUAGUUGCGGACAAGGGUUCGAUCCGUCACGUGAGGUAUUGUCUGUUCUGACUCAUAGGCUUCACGAUUUUGUCUUUUAAAAGAUAUUUUACGUGGGAAGGAUUUUUCUCUCUUUAUAAGCGCGAGUUUUUCUUGACUCACAAUCGAUGUGGGACUAUUGGUGCCCUUCACAUUAUUAGAACCACAAUAAGGACAAUAAAUGCGAUGGAUAGCAUUGAGGUGCAUAUACUCCAGCUUGAAACAACACGAUAUAACGAAGCUUGAUGAUGCAAAAUGUGGUGUUGGUUCCAGUGUAAAGUGGGGAAGAUAGUGGGAAAAAAUUGAUUUCAUGCGGUUGGAUUUGUGUGGCAUUUUCAUUUCAGCUAGAACAAUUUUCCUCAAGGGGGCAUCGUCCAGGUAAUCGACAUCACGUGAAGGUAAAGGAAAGGUAACCCGUGUUUGAUCUGGUA